Molecule: messenger RNA, 8670 nt
Organism: Gambusia affinis (western mosquitofish)
Lineage: Eukaryota; Metazoa; Chordata; Actinopteri; Cyprinodontiformes; Poeciliidae
Gene: tnr
Product: tenascin R (restrictin, janusin)
Exons: 30
Coding region: 317-4459 (1380 amino acids)
Molecular function (GO): protein binding
Source: RefSeq, a predicted model, not a curated record
UAUUUCCUUGUGCAUCUGUGUGAGGCUGUGUGAGCAGCAGAGAGGGCUGAGCACAUCUGACUCUUGUGGAGGCAGCAGGGACUCAUUCCACUUGGCCAAGAGAGAUCGAUGCUUUUACGUGGAGCCGCACAGGACGGCUGAGCGCCCUCCUGCAGAAAGUCUGCACAGCGCCACCAAGAAAUUAAAGAGAACACGAGGCAAAGACUGAGUCCAUCACAAAGCUCCAGCCGGCAGAAACCCAGGGACCAACACUUCUCAACUUUAUCGUUUACACCCAAGGUGUGAGUGGAGGACAGUGGUGACGUGUGUUGCAAGGAUGCCAGAAUCAAAGCAUCUUCAUUGGACCACAGAGCUCACAACAAUGUUGGCUCUUGCUCUCCUUUUUGCACUACAGGGUGCUGCACAGGCUGCUCCAUCAGGAGACAACAAGCUGGUUCGAACCACCAGAGUGAGAAGGCAGAUCCCAGAGGGGGAUCAGUUUCCCUCUGCUUCCUCAGUCAACCAGACGCUACGAGAGCAGCCUCUUGUCUUUAACCAUGUGUACAACAUUAACGUGCCAAUGGAGUCUCUGUGCUCCGUUGACCUGGAUGCAUCUGUGGCCCCAGAUUCUCACGCUGAGUUGGGAUCCAGACCUCCAGUUGAGGGUCCAGGGGAGCCAUCCGGGCCAACAGAAUACACAGAGCAGACGCUUGAUGCAGAGAGUCAGGUGACUUUCACGCACCGCAUCAACAUACCAAAAGCAGCAUGCAGUUGUCCAGCAAUAACCACAAUCCAGCAACUGGCCACCAGAGUGGAGAUGCUGGAGAGAGAGGUGUCCAUGCUCAGAGCUCAGUGUGGAUCUGGAUGCUGUGGGGAAGGUUCUGCCAUGGGUCGUCUGGACUUUGUCCCAGGUUGCAGCGGCCAUGGGAGCUUCAGCUUUGAUCUGUGUGGCUGCAUCUGCGAGGAAGGCUGGGGCGGCAAAAACUGCUCAGAGCCUCGUUGCCCCAAUGACUGCUCUGGUCAGGGGGUGUGCAUUGAUGGGGAGUGCGUGUGUGAUCGGGACUUUGGAGGCGACAACUGUUCAGAGCCACGAUGCCCCUCAGACUGCUCAGGCAGAGGCCUGUGUAUUGAUGGGGAAUGCAUGUGCGAGGAGUCCUUCACAGGCGAAGACUGCAUGGUUGGACGGUGUCUCAACGACUGCUCAGAUCAGGGGUUGUGUGUCAAUGGGACCUGCCAGUGCCGUCCCGGCUAUGUGGGAGAAGACUGUUCAUUGGUCUACUGCGCCAACAACUGUAGCAAGAAGGGAGUCUGCAAGGAGGGUUUCUGUGUCUGCCAGGAUGGCUUUGCUGGAGAUGAUUGUAACUCUGUGGCACCUGCCAUGAAUCUAAAUGCACGUGGAGUUACAGAUCGUACUAUUGAGCUGGAGUGGGAAGGGUCCAUUAUGGUGACAGAUUUCUUAGUGACCUACACCCCAAGCAGCCCUGGAGGUGUGCAGCUAGAAAUGAGGCUCCCAGGAAACACAACAUCUUGGAUUAUCACAGGUCUUGAAGCAGGCAUAGAGUACAACAUCAAUGUGUUUGCUGUCAUCAACAACUCAAUCAGCGUUCCCUCCAGUAUCACUGUUUGGACGUAUCUCUCCAAUCCAGAUGGAUUAGUCUUCAAAUCUAUCACAGAGACAUCAGUGGAAGUCCAAUGGCAACCGUUUUACUAUUCCUUUGAUGGAUGGGAGAUCAGCUUCAUCCCCAAGGACAAUGAUGGUGGCAUGACAGCCCAGCUGCCCAGCACCAUCACCUCAUUUAUUCAGAGUGGUCUGAGGCCUGGGGAGGAAUAUACAGUCAACCUGGUGGCGCUCAGAGAGCAGGGUCGAAGCCAGCCCGUCACUGCUACCUUCACAACCUUGAUUGAUGGUCCGACUCAGCUGAUUGUGCGUGAUGUGUCAGACACCGUAGCCUUUGUGGAGUGGACACCACCAAAAGCAAAGAUCGAUCAGAUUGUGUUGCGUUACGGCCUUGUGAGAGGAGAGGGCCCGCGGACCACCUUUAGACUCCAGCCCACGCUUACCCAGUACUCAUUACAGGUUCUGCGUCCUGGUUCACGGUACGAGGUGUCUGUAAGCGGAGUAAGGAAAGGAAACGAAAGCGGCUCUAUCUCUACUGAAUUUACAACCGCUUUAUCAUUCUUCUCAGAGAUCGAUGCCCCCAAGAACUUACGGCUUGUGUCCAAGACCUCCACUACCCUCGAGCUUGAAUGGGAUAACAGUGAGGCUGAGGUGGAGGGGUAUCAGGUGGUGUACAGCACGUUAGCAGGAGAUCAGUAUGAUAAAGUGAUUGUGCCACGCAACGAGGGUGCCACUACUAAGACUAAUCUCACCGACCUUCUGCCGGGAACGGAGUACGGCAUUGGUAUCUCUGCCAUGAAGGGUAUCAACCAGAGUACACCAGCAACGAUGAAUGCCAGGACAGGCCUGGAUGUACCCAUGGAUUUAACUGUGACAGCUUCUACUGACAACUCCAUCACUCUGGUGUGGGGUGUAGUCCAGGGUCCAAUUGACCACUACAGGGUCACCUACACAUCUUCCUCUGGUAUCACAACUGAGCUGACAGUUCCUAAAGACAUAACCACCACAACUCUGACAGACCUUGACCCUGGAACUGAAUAUACAAUCACAGUAGCAGCAAGAAGAGGGAGGCAACAGAGCACUGCAGCAACCAUAGACGCCUUUACAGGGAUCAGGCCUGUAACCCACCUUUACCUGUCAGAAGGGACAUCAGAUUCAGUGUUGGUGGCAUGGAGUGCCCCAGCACCACCUGCUGACCUCUUCAUUCUGAGCUACAGCUCUGCUGAUGGGACAGACACUUCUAAGGUGACACUAGAUGGCUCCAAGACGAGGUCACUGGUCCAGGGCCUGCUGCCGUCCACUCACUACACGUUCAGUUUAAUCACAAUACAAGGGGAUGUUACCUCUGAGCCCCUUACGGCAUCACUCAGGACAGAAAUGGACCCACCAAAGGAACUGGCAGUCUCAGAUGUGACAGAAGAUUCAGUGACCAUCUCUUGGAUCAAACCACUGGCUCCCUUUGAAUAUUAUAAGCUCUCCUACCAGUCAGCCAGAGGUCGAGUGGACAGCGAGAUGAUAGACAGCGAUGUGACAAACUACACCUUGUCUAGUCUGUUUCCUGCCACGGAGUACGAGAUCAGCCUCAAUGCUGUCAGAGGGAGUCAAGAGAGCAGACCUGUCACCACGUCUGUCUUCACAGCCAUGGACAUGCCUGCAGAAUUGACAGCCCUCAACAUCACUCCACAAGGAGCCCUCCUGAGGUGGAACCCUCCCCUGUCCAACGUGGACAACUACGUGCUGACCAUCACACAUAACCAGCUGACAGCAGACACUUUCCUGGUUGAAGGAAACAAGCAUGAACACCAGCUGUCCAACCUCAAGCCAAGCACCACCUACUCUGUGGCCCUGUAUGCCACCAAAGGACCCCUGACAAGUGGCACUGUGAUCACCAACCUUCAGACACCCAUGGAUGCACCUGUGAACCUGACAGCCAGUGAAGUGAACCACCGCAGCGGUCUCAUUUCCUGGCAGCCGCCAAUCGCAGAAAUAGACAACUACAUGCUCACUUACAAAACUCCUGAUGGCAGCCGGAAAGAGUUGAUUCUUGAUGCAGAGGACACAUGGAUUCGACUGGAGGGAUUGGCAGAGAGCGCAGAGUACACAGUUAAGCUCCAGGCUGCUAGAGGGCUUGAUACCAGUGCUGUGGUUUCCACCACCUUCACUACAGGGAGCCGUCUGUUUUCAACACCUCAGAACUGUGCCCAACACCUGCUGAACGGAGAGACUGCGAGUGGCGUCUACACCAUUUACAUCAACAGAGAUCCGAGCCAAGGGGUGCAGGUGUACUGUGACAUGAGCACGGAUGAAGGAGGCUGGAUUGUGUUUCAGCGUCGUCAAAAUGGUCUGACUGACUUUUCCAGAAAGUGGAGUGACUAUCGAGUUGGAUUUGGAAACCUUGAGGAUGAGUUUUGGCUUGGUCUUGAUAACAUCCAGAAAAUUGCUUCUCAGGGACGCUAUGAGCUGAGAAUUGACAUGAGGGACGGACAGGAAUCAGUUUAUGCCAAUUAUGACAAAUUUUCCAUUGGAGAUGCAAGAAACCUCUACAAGCUCAGGAUAGGAGAUUAUAAUGGCACUGCUGGUGACUCUUUCAGCUACCACCAGGGCCGUCCAUUCUCAACUAAAGACAGAGACAAUGACAUUGCUGUCACUAACUGUGCCUUGUCCUACAAAGGAGCCUGGUGGUACAAGAACUGCCACCGGGCCAACCUCAAUGGAAAAUAUGGUGAAUCCAGACACAGUCAGGGUAUCAACUGGUACCACUGGAAAGGCCACGAGUUUUCCAUUCCCUUUGUGGAGAUGAAGAUGAGGCCCUUCAACUUUCGCAGUAUCAGCAGUAAGAGGAGACGAUCCACCACCGUAUAAACACACCACCUCCGCCCUGCCAAGAAUUGUGGAUAAAUGGAGUUUAGAUGAUACUAAACUCCAUUUAGUUUAGUAUGGGUGUUAAAUCUCUGCUAUCUGUGCGCCUUUCUGACCGCAAAGGCAGGCUGAAAUUAAACUGUGCCACAUCUCAUUAGUGAGGCCGCAGAGACUGACGGAGUGAGCAAUUAAACAAAGCUACUAAUAUUUCAUUUGGCAAAUUUCAUGAAUUAAUACUUUACCAACUUGUUAUUUUAACCUGGAUACUGUCAGAAAAUAGCAGAGAGGUUUUGACACCACAUCCAAACUCUGUUGAUCUUUCCGCCUGUCCAGCAUAUGCUGUCUUUUCCUGCUGUACUUCUACUUAGAAGACAAUGUAUGUAAUUUAUUAAGUACUCAGAAUGACAAUGGUUGUAACUGCUGUAAAAAAAAAGUAAAAACAAAAAGGGAGGAAUGCAAACGAAGAUGUUUUGGUUUAACCUUAACAUUUGAGUUUUCCUUCCUUGAGAUGCUGAAUUGUGCUCAGAAAUGCUCUUAAGGUUAAAAUACUGCGCUUUUUUUAGCCAUUAUAAAAUGACACUGAAAUCGAUAGUAUAUGCCCUUAAAACUCUGUAAUAUAUAUAUAUAAAUAUAUUUUUAUAGCUGAUAUUGUGACUGAGUCCUCCUAUAAUUUGAUGCCUUGAUUUAUGAACCUCAAUUAAGUUAACUCAAAAAUAGUAACAUACUGGAUUGAGUCAGGAAAAAAAACAUUACACAGCAAAAUUGAACAUAGAAAAUAAUCAUUAAUCAAAUAAUUCACCAGCAACAUCUUCAUUGCCUUGUAAUUUAUUUGUUUCAUGUGUAAUGUAAGCUACUUUAGAUGAAUUACAUAAAGCAGAGGGAGAAUAAUCAUCUUCUUUACACAUUGUUAUAUGUUUGGUAGCCCCACUGAGACAAUGAGAGCGGAAACACAGCUAAGCUAUUGCAGUUCAGUCUGUUAGGUGAACACAUUUAGUUGUUCAUGGGCAUUUUAUUCUUGCUUGAUUUAAUUUCCAAGCAAAUUAGUCAGAAAAUCUUUUAACUUUGUUGCUGACGUAGGGAUUUUCUUGCAGAAAUAAUGGCGAUGGAUGCAACAGUUAACCAAAGGCCUUCGUAAUAAAGAUUUAAUGAUUGAAAAUAAUGCGGUCUUGAUACUGCCCCACAUUUCAAGCCCUUUUGUAUUCAUUGUGAUUCCCCCAAAUGCGAAGUGAAAUUUUCUAAAUGCUAUUCAGAACAAAGUCAGUGUGGGCAUAGUGCAGAUUUAAGUCUGGCUCCCUUCCUGCUGCUUGCUGAAAUGAACUAAACAAAGAAAGCAGAACAGAAGAGUGAAGCCAAGUUUUCCUUGUACUCGCUUCACUGUUUAAGCUGCUUCACGAAACAAAGAAAUCCACUAACACUGCUGGGAAUGUGUUCCUUUUAGUGGGGUUGGCGUAAUCUUUGGCUUGCCAACCAACCAUGUGUUCAUGGUGGCACACAAGGCAUUCGGGGCCAGUUAGCUGACAGUAGUCUUUCUGCCUGAGUUUAAGAUAGACAAAACAAACAUGACUGGAAGAAAGAAACCAAUGUCACAGUCACUAUAAGCAACAUUUUGUCUCAUUUAUUAGGUAAUCAAAUACUUUGUUUACUAUUAUUUUCUGUAUCUUCUUUACUCUUCUCAGUAAAUCCUCUGAUUGAAAAUAGUAGCCCUCCCCUGUUCUACUACUACUGUUACUACUACUACUAAUAUACUUAUGUAGAUAUGAAGUUGAACUGUCUUUUACUUUCACUGACCCCAUUCAAUGGCAGCCAACAAAGAAACCCCACUGGGGAAUUCCUGCUAAAAACAGUGUAUUUCUAACCACUGUUGUGCUAAGGGAUGAAUGGAGCCUCCUGCAUGUUGACUGAAAUGCUGCCAACAACUUGAGAGUGAACAACAAAUGUCUUUAGAAUAUAUUUGUGCACAUAUUUAUCUUUUGUUCUAUCUUAAAGCUGCCCCUGAAAUGAUUUAAAAAUAGAUUUAAAUUUCUUUUUUUUUUCCACUUUAAGCCUUUUAAUCAACAUGAAACCUUUCCCAGGUUGAUGAUUGGGUUUUUAAUUGUCAGAGGAUUUCAGACUCUCUCAUGCAAUAAACUUAUCUUAGUUAUUUAUAGUGAAGUAGAUUAAUAUGUGUGUGUGCUUAUUUAAUUACCUGCUUUGAUAAAUUUCUCUUCUUUGGGAUUUGUAUAAAUGAAUAAUGGUCUGGAAGCUCUUCUUAAAGGAAACAGAUUGUAUUUUAUGUUCUGGCAAUAUUUCUCAUUGCAAACUCCAAGGUGCUUGUAAAUCAAACAAAAACAGAACUGUCAUUUUUAUUUACGUCCACAUGGUGGGGAAAAUAAAUACUGAACACCAAAUUUUUCUUAUGCUUAUAUUUAUAUUCAGGCUGUUGACAUGAAAUUCACACCAGAUUCUUGUAACCUUCCAAGUAUUCCACAUAUACAAAAAUAAAAAAUAGUUUGUUUUCUUUAUGUCUGGAGAAAAAAAAAAUCAUCUGUUGGUAGUGAAAAAAACUCAAGAUUGUAGGCAUUGCUCAAGUGGCACUUUGAUAAGUAUUUCUAUCCAAAUGUUUUAAAAUGUUGAAGGUUCUUUGCUUUUCUAUGCUUUCUCAUCUUCUAGCGGCUUUAUUUUCCUUUUUCUGAAACCAGUUUAAAGUUCAAGUUUUUUGUUGUUUGACAAAAAAAAAAAAAUCCAUCUUUUCCUUCCUCCGUUUUCUGUUAGAUGAACUCAGUCAGUAUGAUAUGCUGAAAGACAGAUACACACCAUUAUGUUCUUUGCUCCAUAUAUUACUGGUGGUGUUCAAUGGCUCUUGGACAACCUUCCUGUUUAUUAUUAUUUUUUUCACUUUAUUCUAAGACAUGAGCAUUUGGUUACUGCUGGGGUAUGGCAGCCCCGAUGGUGCUCACUGAAACAUUCAUAAGUUUAGAAAGUCACCUGUAGACAAUCCAGUCGCUAUGCCUUACAACAAUAAGGUUACAGAGGUAUUGAGAGAGUUUAGUUUAUUUUCCUCAUAAUGUUGUGCAACAAUUUUGUAAUGUGUUCAUAGGUUAUAUGUAGAUACAACCAAGACAGGUGAAAUUAUUUGACACUGACAGGGCGCAAGAGCUCUUUGUAAAUACUGACAUGAUUCUUUUUCUUUAUGUUUGAUAUCUUUACCAUAAAAUCUACUGUAUUUACUCAUAAUUUAUAUUAAAUAUGUGUUUGAUGUCUUUAAAAGCAUGGAUUACUUGGGUAGUUACCAACAUAUACUGUGAAUUUCAUGUUAAUGUCUGAUCACAAAUAUAUUUGUUGAGAGGAAAAAAAAACACUGACAUGCUAAAUAUUUAUUUUAUUCACUGUAUAUAUAAAUUGGUCAAAUCUCAGUUUUUCUUAUAUUCAAAUACUGUUUCGCAUGGCACUAACUUUUUGGAGAACUAUGAUAAUAUUUCUCUUCUACGCUGUUUUAGGAAAUUUAAUAAAUUCUUCAAAUCCAUUUUCUCUUCAAGGUAUGCCUCAAAAUGCAAUUAAAAAGAGCAUCAACUAUUGACUUGAUUUAAAAUAGGAAUUAAUAUUCUUUUUUUAUUAUUUUGCACCAUGUAAAGUUUCAUCUGUUUGAUUCACUGUAAUUUUUUAAAACAUCUUAAUUCUUGGAAACCUAAACACAUUCACUGUUUAGUCAUUUGUACAGAAGAGUUGUUUACUUAAUUGUUCUUCAUUUUCCACUUCCUGUGACAUCAGUCACGCUCGGUCCUGUAAACUACUGAAGAAAUACCACAAGUUUACAUGCUCAGUUUGCUUAAUCCAAAAACUGCAACUUGAAAUGAUCUGAACAAUGCUGGCAUGGACAUGUAAAUGUUGAUAAAAUGUGAUUUUGACAGUUUGAAAGCUAAGGUAAACUUAAACUAAGAAUUUGUUGUUGGAUAACCUUGAAUAUUACUGUCAAAUUUAGCUCUAGUUUGACUUAAACAUGUACAAUAAAGUUCCUUUUUUAAAACAUUUUCUACAUAUUAAUAAAAUAUUCUAAUACUCUCAUUUGAUGACUAUUUUUCCUUUGCUUUGUGGCUGUUAACAAUGUUUUUGUUUUUGCUAAGUGUGCAGAGGACUACUUGGGAUAGUUUUAACAUCCAUGUUCAUCCAUGUACAUUAGUUAUACUUGACUUGAGUAAACUCAUAUCUAAAGUGUCAGAUGCUGGUCUCACAACCAU